GUAUUUCCCUGGGCUGCUCCUCUUCUGUGCAAUGCCACCUGUAAAACCUGCUGCGGUCAGGAGCAAGGACUGUAGUACAGCAGGGUUCGUUCUGCUCUCACUUGCUGUGGGGAUGCAGUUGCACGGUGGGACCAGCUUUGGUGCCUCGCAUGGGGGCUAAGGCCAGAACUCACCCUUCCGUAGCAGGAGAAGAGAGCACCAUAUACUGGAACAGAUUGUCCUGGCAGGGGCUAGGUCUAUGGUUUGCUUUCCCUAAGAGGAGUUCUUGAGUCGCUGUGCAUCACUAGAAAAGGCUUGAGUGUGAGACAAAGCUGAGUCAGAGAGGAGAGAGAGAGAAGCUCCUGCUUUAUGCAGCGAUGGCUGCCCGCUGCUCCUGUGUUUCAUCUCCCUGGUUUUAGAGCGGCUGUCUGAGUGUUCACUCUGACCGGGAUGGGAACACGAUGGGUUAUCACUGCCCUUUUUCUCUCCUCCUCAUCACUCUCCCUUGUGUGUGUGGCACUGAUUUGUUUCUUCUCUUUUCCCUUUUCUUUCUGUCCCACAGACUUUGAAGCGGCUCAUGGCAGAUGAGCUGGAGCGAUUCACCAGCAUACGGAUAAAGAAGGAGAAGGAAAAAUCCAAUGUGGCUCAUAGGAAUUCCUCAGCCUCCCAAAUGGAUGUUCCUAAUACGGGCCAGAUGCUGCAGGAAAUCACAGAUGAGGACGUGCUGCUCCUCUUCGAACAGAUGCUGGUCGACAUGAAUUUGAAUGAGGAAAAGCAGCAGCCUCUGAGGGAAAAGGACAUAAUAAUCAAAAGAGAGAUGGUAUCCCAGUAUCUACAUACCUCCAAAGCGGGCAUGAGUCAGAAGGAGAGCUCCAAGUCCGCCAUGAUCUAUAUCCAGGAGCUGAAAUCAAACCUCAGGGACGCCCAGUUGCUCAGUUGUUUGGAGUCUCUUCGAGUGUCACUCAACAACAACCCUGUCAGCUGGGUACAGAAUUUCGGGGCAGAGGGCCUCAACUGCCUGCUGGACAUAUUAAAAAGACUCCAUGACGAGAAGGACGAGGCACCCAGCUCCUAUGACACGCGCAGCAAACACGAGAUCAUCCGAUGCCUGAAGGCUUUCAUGAACAACAAGUUUGGAAUCAAGACAAUGCUAGAAACUGAGGAGGGGAUCUUGCUGUUGGUGAGAGCUGUUGACCCCAAAGUCCCUUCCAUGAUGAUAGAUGCUGUGAAGCUGCUGUCUGCUCUCUGUAUCCUGCCGCAGCCUGAGGAUAUGCAUGAGCGUGUUCUGGAGGCGCUGACUCAGCGAGCGGACGUGGAGGAGGUGGAGCGAUUUGGUCCCUUGUUGGACGGUCUAAAGGGCAGGACCUCCGUGGCACUGAAGGUAGCCUGCAUGCAGCUGAUCAAUGCCCUUAUCAUCCCCGCCGAUGAGCUUGACUUCCGAGUCCACAUUCGAAGUGAACUGAUGCGUUCUGGGCUGCUGCACGUCCUUACGGAGCUGCGGAAACUGGAGAACGAGGAGCUGAAGGUGCAGCUGACUGUGUUUGAAGAGCAUGGCGAGGAGGAUUCUGAAGACCUCAGGAGCCGCCUUGACGACAUUCGCAUGGAAAUGGAUGACUUCAGUGACGUGUUCCAGAUUCUCCUCAACACAGUAAAGGACUCCAAAGCAGAGCCAUUCUUCCUCUCCAUCCUGCAGCACCUGCUGCUCAUCCGCAACGAUUAUGACGCCAGGCCUCAGUACUAUAAGCUGGUUGAUGAAUGCAUUUCCCAGAUCGUUUUGCAUAAGAAUGGUGCUGAUCCAGACUUCAAAUGCAAGCGCCUCAACAUUAACAUUGAGGGGCUAAUAGAUAACUUGAUCGAUCAAACGAAGGUGGAGAAAAGUGAGGCCAAGGCAGUGGAGCUGGAGAAAAAGCUGGACUCAGAGCUGACUGCACGGCACGAGCUUCAGGUGGAAAUGAAGAAGAUGGAAAGCGACUUUGAACAGAAACUCCUGGGUUUAGAUGGAGAGAAGCAGUCCCUGGACAAGGAGAAAAAGCAGCUCGCCCUAGAGAAGCAGAGUCUGGAGAGCCAAGUCUCCGAGAAGAACGAGGAGAUUACGAAGCUGUCAAAGGAGCUUGAAGAUACUAAGAGGGAAAUGGCUGCGUUAGCGUCUCAAGCUGCCUCUUUGAGCAGAAAGGGCGUCCUAGCGAGCGUGCGGAGGGAGAGCGGAGGGCCCAGGACAGCGUCGUGGGCACCUGUGGGAGGGAGGGGUGGUCUGGACCCACGGGCUGACCGUGCCCCAUGCUCCCCGCAGAUUGUGGCUGAGGAGCUCUCCCAGGACUGUUUCUGGACCCGGGUGAAAGAAGAUCGCUUUGAGAACGACGAGCUCUUCGCCAAGCUGACGCUCACCUUCUCUGCCCAGGCCAAGUCCUCCAAGGCAAAGCAAGAGCAGGAGGGCAGCCAGGAGAAGAGUGUGCAGAAGAAAAAGGUCAAAGAGCUGAAAGUGCUGGAUUCCAAGAGUGCCCAGAAUCUCUCAAUUUUCCUGGGCUCCUUCCGUAUGCCUUACGAGGAGAUCAAGAACAUGAUCCUGGAGGUGAACGAGGCUGUGCUGACGGAGUCCAUGGUGCAGAACCUGAUUAAGCAGAUGCCUGAGUCGGAGCAGCUGAAGAUGCUGGCAGAGCUGGGAGAUGAAUACAGCGAGCUGGCCGAGCCGGAGCAGUUUGGGGUUGUGAUCAGCUCCGUCUCCCGCCUGCGGCCCCGGCUCCAUGCCAUCCUCUUCAAGCUGCAGUUUAAUGAGCAGGUGGAGAACAUCAAGCCUGAGAUUGUCUCGGUGACAGCGGCCUGCGAGGAGGUGCGCCAAAGCCAGAGCUUUUCCAGCCUGCUGGAGAUCACCUUACUGGUGGGCAACUACAUGAAUGCAGGCUCCAGGAACGCUGGCGCCUUUGGCUUCAACAUUAGCUUCCUCUGCAAGCUCCGAGACACCAAGUCCACUGACCAGAAGUUAACGUUGCUGCAUUUCCUGACUGAGCUGUGUGAGCAGAAGUACCCGGAGGUCAUGAAGUUCCCCGAUGAGCUGAUCCACGUGGAGAAAGCUAGUCGAGUCUCGGCCGAGAAUUUACAGAAGAAUUUGGAUCAGAUGAAGAAGCAGAUUGCAGACCUGCAGCGCGAUGUCGAGAAUUUCCCCGCUGCCACGGACAAGAAGGACAAAUUUGUGGAAAAAAUGAGCCUCUUUGUGCGGGACGCGCAGGAGCAGUAUGAAAAGCUGCGAAUGAUGCACUCGAACAUGGAGAACCUCUACAAGGAGAUGGGCCAGUACUUCCUGUUCGACCCCAAGAAAGUGUCUGUGGAGGAGUUCUUCGUGGAUCUGCACAACUUCAGGAACAUGUUCCUGCAAGCUGUCAAGGAGAACCAGAAGCGGCGGGAGACAGAGGAGAAGAUGCGCCGAGCGAAGCUGGCCAAGGAGAAGGCGGAGAAGGAACGACUGGAGAAGCAGCAGAAGAGAGAGCAGCUGAUAGACAUGAGUGCAGAGGGCGAUGAGACCGGGGUGAUGGACAGCCUGCUGGAGGCCCUGCAGUCAGGAGCAGCGUUCCGGAGGAAGAGAGGCCCGCGCCAGGGUAAGUUGGGGUCGGCUGGGCCCGUUACCCUUCCUUCAGCAGUGACCGGAGGCGCGUGCGGCCCCCGUCCCAGGCGCUGAUCCGAACGGUUCGCCAGAGACGCUGGGUGCUGCUCCUUGCACGCCGCGCCUGCUCGCUCCAGGGACCCGCCGGCCGCUUGACCCCGGUGGCCUGGAGCUCCGCUGGGGGCAGAAGGGAGGAACGCGUGGGCCAGACGCUCUGGCGAGCUGCUGCGGGGGCCAGGCCCGAGGAGCACGGCCCCGGGCCAGCGGGUGGAGAGGAGGCGGCUGAUGCCGUGAAUGGGAGGAGAGCGCGCGCAUGUUGGUGUCCUGCGCAGGGGGAUACAGAGGCCAUGGGAAGCAGAUUCAGACCAGCUGGGCUGGCAGAGAAUCGUCUGGGGCUCGCCUGUAGCGGGGCAGCUGUAGAGCAGAGCUAGUUAGGGAGGGUCGAGUGCUUGCUCACGUCCAGGCCACGUUGGGGGGCCGGGCCCCUCUCCCUCGGCAGGAUCCGUAGGGGCAGCUCGUGGAGCGGUGCCCUCGUGGUGCAGUAUGAGGGAGGCCGCAUGCUCCCCGCCCCCGGGCUGCUCCAGCGUUGCUCGGCCUUCCUUCAGGAGCUCGAGCUUCCCCCCACGCCGGCGUUCGCUCCACGCUGACCACUUGUCCGCCAGAGGGGACCACAGACGCUGGGGUCAGCCCCACCUGGCAGAUCUUGGCUGCCAGGGACCAGCUGUUCCGGAUACAGACCAGUGCUCCGUGUCGGCAGCUCAGCCUCCCAGGCGCUCGGUGCUGCCUGUGUCUUUGGCUGCAAAGUGGCUGGCCCCGUGGCAUGCCUGGAUCCCGGGGGGUUUCGCUCAGCGUCAGGUGUUUUAGGUGGGCCGGUGGCCUCAGCGUCUCAUCCCUCUCCAGUGCCUGCAGCCUCGGGGGAGAAGACCCCCAGAUCCCUGUGGGCAAAGGAUCAAACCAUUGAACCAUCCGCGAGCAUUGUGGGCCCUCUGUGCCGUGCUGGCGGAGGCGAUCACAGGGACCCCUCCCCC
Messenger RNA from Pelodiscus sinensis (Chinese soft-shelled turtle), 4602 nucleotides. NCBI's taxonomy places the organism in Eukaryota, Metazoa, Chordata, Testudines, Trionychidae. The record is from RefSeq and is a predicted model, not a curated record.